This is a messenger RNA of Erythranthe guttata (spotted monkey flower), 543 nucleotides long. The record is from RefSeq and is a predicted model, not a curated record. NCBI's taxonomy places the organism in Eukaryota, Viridiplantae, Streptophyta, Magnoliopsida, Lamiales, Phrymaceae.
AUGGUAUUGCAGUAUGAGUUUGGAAUUACAACAUGCUUCCAUGAGAAACUUCAUAUAGUUUUGGUUAGAGUAUUUUUAGGAGUGGCCCUCCAAAUCUUGUGCAGUUAUAUUACAUUCCCACUCUAUGCCUUGGUAACACAGAUGGGUUCACAUAUGAAGAAAUCAAUAUUUGAGGAACAAACUGCAAAAGCCCUAAAGAAAUGGCACCAAGCUGCAAAGCAAAGGAAGAAACUGCGCAAAGUCGAUGCUUCUUACACGAGUGGGGAUACAACUCCGUCUCGAGCAACCUCCCCACUUCACUUGCUCCACCACCACAACCGCCGCUCCUCCACUGCUCCGGCGACGGAUUCCGAGAGCUUGGCCGACCUCUCUCCGGCCAGGUCUUACAUAUCCGACACGGAGCUUUCCGAACUCGAGUCUAAUUCGAAUCGAGGCAAACAUGGACCGACAGCUUCGUCAGUACUUGACAAUCAUCUGAUGCAAAUGAAUACGGAUUCUCAUAACGUCGACUUUUCUUUCGUAAAAUCAUCCGAUCAACAUUGA